Messenger RNA from Heterobasidion irregulare TC 32-1, 3546 nucleotides. Its product is annotated as glycoside hydrolase family 38 protein. Gene Ontology annotation, cellular component: fungal-type vacuole membrane. Lineage: Eukaryota; Fungi; Basidiomycota; Agaricomycetes; Russulales; Bondarzewiaceae. The coding region runs from base 1 to 3306 and encodes 1101 amino acids. The record is from RefSeq and is a predicted model, not a curated record. The transcript is spliced from 27 exons. Gene Ontology annotation, molecular function: alpha-mannosidase activity; carbohydrate binding. Gene Ontology annotation, biological process: mannose metabolic process; oligosaccharide catabolic process.
AUGCCGGCUGCCGAGCAAAACUAUGGCCCCGGGGCCAAAUGGAUCAAAGAUCUCACCAAGAACCGCCUGGGCACGUUCAACGGCGGCCACUUCUCCGACGUGAACCUCUCGUCGGUGCUCUUCACCCAGCGCAUCGACGGCGCCGAGCACGUCAAGCUCCAAGUGUGGAGCGCCCCUGGCCUCACGAAGCCGUCGUUCCAGGAGGCCAUGACGAAGGAGUUCAAGCCCGCGAAGAAGGGCGACUCGUUUGGGCCGUCUUGUGAGUUGACGAAUCACUGGUGGAAAGUCACCGUCAAGAUCCCAUCCGAUUGGGAGCAGUAUGAACGCGUUCAAUUCGAAUUUGAUCCCGGUUGCGAGGCCAUGAUAUUCGCCACUGACGGCACGCCGUUACAAGGGAUAACCGGGGGAUAUGGCGGCGACAGACGCGUCGAAUACAUCCUCCCACACGACGCGCGCAAGAAAGGCACGCACGACUUCGUCAUCGAAUCCAGCUGCAACGGCAUGUUCGGCGUGCCCUGGAACGGCGACACCAUCGCCCCACCCGACAUGAACCGCACCUUCCAGCUCGCCUCCGCGGACCUCGUCGUGCCGAACCAAGAAGCGUGGGGCCUCAUGUGGGACUUCGACGCGCUGCGCGAGAUCGUCGACGCACUCCCGGGCACCAGCGCGCUCCAAAACCGCGCCCUCGCCGUCGCGAACGCGAUGAUGAACGCGUUCGACCGCGGCGACCCUGCCUCUAUCGGUGCCGCGCGCGCGCUCGCCGAGCGCGUGUUCGGCGCGGGGUGGGCGGCGAAGCAGGAGCGCAUCUACGAGGAGGGCCCCACGGACGCGCAGAUCUGGGGGAUCGGGCACUGUCACAUCGACACGGCAUGGCUGUGGCCGUACAGCGUCACGCAACAGAAGGUCGCGCGCUCGUGGUCGACCCAGGUCGACCUCAUGGACCGCUAUCCCGAGCACCGCUUCACCUGCAGCUCUGCGCAGCAAUACAAAUGGCUCGAGCAGCUCUACCCCCCGCUCUUCGCACGCGUCAAGGAGAAGGUGCGCUCGGGGCAGUUCCACCCCGUGGGCGGCUCGUGGGUCGAGAACGACGCGAACAUGCCGUCGGGCGAGGCCCUCGCGCGCCAGAUGAUCUUCGGGCAGCGCUUCUUCGAGUCGCGGUUCGGGAAGCGCUGCGACACCGCGUGGCUGCCCGACUCGUUUGGCCUCACGGGCGCGCUGCCGCAGCUGAUCAGGCUUUCGGGGAUGGACUACUUCUUCACGCAGAAGCUGUCGUGUAAUGUGUUCCCUCACUCGACGUUCAACUGGGUCGGCAUCGACGGCACGCAGGUUCUCUGCCACAUGACGCCCGUCGACACGUACACUGCGCAGGCCACGGUGGGUGACGUUCAGAAGGGCGUGCGCAACCACAAGAAUCUGGAAUCGAACUCGACGGCGCUGCUCGUGUUCGGAAACGGCGACGGCGGCGGGGGCCCGCUCGCGAAGAUGCUGGAAAACCUCCGGCGUAUCCGGGGAGUCGCGAACAACUCGCGCGAGCUCCCGCCUGUCGUUAUGGGACGGUCGGUGGACGAGUUUUUUGAGGAUGCUAAGAGGCAGUCGGAUGGCGGGAGCGCGUUGCCUAAUUGGCAUGGCGAACUGUACCUCGAGUUUCAUAGGGGGACGUAUACUUCUCACGGCUCUAUCAAGAAGGGUAACCGCAAGUCCGAGAUAUUGAUGCGAGAUGUCGAGCAUCUUGCCACCCUGGCUUCGGUGUACAAGAGGGAGCAGUACUCGUACCCGAAGGAAAAGAUCGACAAUAAUUGGGAAAAACUGCUCUUGAACCAGUGUAUCGGCAUGGUUUAUGACGACGCCGAGAAGCUCUACGCGGAGAUCCGCAAAGACGGCGAGGCGCUCUUCGACGAGGCGCUCCACGCGCUCUUCCCGUCCUUCGUGCCCCUCACGGCACAGAUCCCCGCCGGGUCCACGCUCGUCGGGCUCAACACGACGUUCCUCCCGCGCCGCGACAUCGUGAAAGUGCCGCUCGAGGGCUCGGGGAAGGACCUCCAGGCCAGCGUUCUGCAGACGUCGAGGGACGGGAAGGUCGGGUACGUGUUGAUGUCCUCGGUGGAGGGCGCGGACGUGGCGCGCGCCGUGACCUCGGCGGAGAACGUGGACGCUCCUCGCGUGCAUGUCAGCGGGGAGGGCGGCUUUGUGCUGAAGAACUCUAGCGUGCAGCUCACCGUGGCCGGUGGACGGAUCACGAGCCUACUCGACGUCAGACUCGGACGCGAAUUGAUCGCGAAGGGCAAGACGGGAGGGCUGAUCAUCUUCGAGGAUCGCCCCAACUACUGGGAUGCCUGGGACGUCGAGAUCCACCACCUUGAGAAGUGGCAGGAGCUCAAGUUCUCCGAUGCAAAGGUCGUCGCCGAGGGACCGCUGCGGGCAUCCGUGUCUACACAGGUCAAGUACAAGAAGAGCACGAUCAACGUCACGAUUUCGCUCGGUGCGAUCAGUGCGACGCUGAAGCCGAACUCGCGCCCUUACUUCGUCUUCGAUGCCGAAGUCGACUGGUUCGAGCGCCACGAAUUCCUCAAGUUCGAACUCCCCUUGGACAUUCACAGCGAUGUCGCUACCUACGAGACACCGUUCGGCCAUGUCCAGAGGCCGACACACAAAAACACGACGUGGGACGCGGCCAAGUUCGAGGUUUGCGGCCACAAGUACGCGGACCUGAGCGAGUUCGGGUACGGCGUGGCGAUCCUGUCCGAGUCCAAGUACGGGUUCUCGUGCCAGGGUGACGUGCUCCGUAUCUCGCUCCUGCGCGCCGCGACGGCGCCGGACGCGGAGCAAGACCAAGGGAAACACGAAUUUUCGUGGGCUGUGCUGCCGCAUCAGGGGCACUUCCUCGAGUCGGACGUCCCCAUUGCCGGGUUCCUCUUCAACUCGCCGUUGCACGUGCGCGCUAUCCCCGCCGGCAGCGAGGAUGCCGCGCCGCCGCCGCGCCCGCUGGCGCUGGCGGGCGCGCACAACGUGAUUCUCGAGACGCUGAAGCGCGGGGACCUGGACUCGGACGCGGCGGGGCGGCGCACGGUCGUGCUGCGGCUGUAUGAGGCGUAUGGCGGGCACGCGCGCGCGGAUCUGCGCGUGGCCGGGACGCUGCCGGUCGUCGCGGCGUACGCGACGAAUCUGCUCGAGGACGACGCGGGCGCGGAGCCGCUCGAGUUCGUGCGCGCGCCGGGCGACAACGCGGCGGCGGACUACGUCGUACCGCUCGAGUUUAGGGGCUUUGAGGUCAAGACGGUGAAGCUGGUGCUGGCUCGGCAAGGGUGAGAGUCCCAUCUGUGUGUGUUCGAGCGGUGGCGAUGUCUCUGCUGUAUUGUCGGUGGAUUUGUAUUCGAGAAGACAUGCGAAGAAGGAUAGCUGGGUCACUGUGGAGAAGGCCGACGCGAUGGCCUGAAGGAAUGAUCGGGAGUCGGUCUUGGAGACUGCCAGUAUACCGCGAAGAGGUUGUACCUGUAACCCUGUAUCAACACCUAGGAUCUUUGAGAACGCUGUUGCAUGAUAUUUUCC